Molecule: messenger RNA, 1430 nt
Organism: Myotis myotis
Lineage: Eukaryota; Metazoa; Chordata; Mammalia; Chiroptera; Vespertilionidae
Gene: NOG
Product: noggin
Exons: 1
Coding region: 34-732 (232 amino acids)
Biological process (GO): negative regulation of BMP signaling pathway; negative regulation of cell differentiation; osteoblast differentiation
Source: RefSeq, a predicted model, not a curated record
ACGAAGCAGCAGCCCCGGGCGCACGCCGGAGGCAUGGAGCGCUGCCCCAGCCUGGGGGUCACCCUCUACGCCCUGGUGGUGGUCCUGGGGCUGCGGGCGGCACCGGCCGGCGGCCAGCACUAUCUCCACAUCCGCCCGGCCCCCAGCGACAACCUGCCCCUGGUGGACCUCAUCGAACACCCGGACCCUAUCUUUGACCCCAAGGAGAAGGAUCUGAACGAGACGCUGCUGCGCUCGCUGCUUGGGGGCCACUACGACCCAGGCUUCAUGGCCACUUCGCCCCCCGAGGACCGGCCCGGCGGAGGCGGGGGGUCGGCCGGGAGUGCCGAGGACCUGGCCGAGCUGGACCAGCUGCUACGGCAGCGGCCGUCGGGGGCCAUGCCGAGCGAGAUCAAAGGGCUGGAGUUCUCUGAGGGCUUGGCCCCGGGCAAGAAGCAGCGCCUGAGCAAGAAGCUGCGGAGGAAGUUACAGAUGUGGCUGUGGUCGCAGACCUUCUGCCCGGUGCUGUACGCGUGGAACGACCUGGGCAGCCGCUUUUGGCCGCGCUACGUGAAGGUGGGCAGCUGCUUCAGUAAGCGCUCGUGCUCCGUGCCCGAGGGCAUGGUGUGCAAGCCGUCCAAGUCCGUGCACCUCACAGUGCUGCGGUGGCGCUGUCAGCGGCGCGGGGGCCAGCGCUGCGGCUGGAUUCCCAUCCAGUACCCCAUCAUUUCCGAGUGCAAGUGCUCGUGCUAGGACUCGGGGCCCCCUGCCCGCACCCGGACACUUGAUCGAUCCUCACCGACGCCCCCCGCACCGUUUCCAACCGGUUCCACCACCCUCUCGCGAGGGGGAUUCAAUGAACUUUUUUUUUUUUUUUUUUUUUUUUUGGCUACAGAGACCUAGCUUUCUGGUUCAUGUAAUGCACUGUUUAACUGUGUAGGAAUGUAUAUCUGUGUGUAUAUACGGUCCCAGUUUUAAUUUACUUAUUAAAAGGUCAGUAUUAUACGUUAAAAGUUACCGGCUUCUACUGUAUUUUUAAAAAAAAAUAAGCAAAAGGAAAAAAAAGAACAGAGAAAAGAGAGACUUAUUCUGGUUGUUGCUAAUAAUGUUAACCUGCUAUUUAUAUUCCAGGGCCCUUCGCAUGGCGAAGCAGGGGGGAAAAGUUAUUUUUUUUUCUUAAAGUACAAAGAGAGGGGAGAAGUUUUGUAGAAGGACUUUUAAAAAGCUAUUUUCCAUUCUUCGGAAAGUGUUUUUGGUUUUCCUUGGACCUCGAAGAAGUAUAGAGUUCAAUGUUAUUUUACAGUUAUUGUAAAUAUAGAGAACAAAUGGAAUGACUAAUCAUUGUAAAUUAAGAGUAUCUGCUAUUUAUUCUUUAUAAUAUCCCGUGUAGUAAAUGAGAAAGAAGUGCAGAGCAGGAUUAAAGAAAACCACUAAAAUCGACUGGCUCCACA